AUGUUGCUCAGAGUAUUUAUAAAACGGAUUAUAAAUUUUUUUUCAACUUACCCACGUUGCAAACACGUGCCGUCGAAUCUGUACGCGGACAUCGACGCUGCGUGGCACGCACUCAGAACGAGCUACGGGAUAAGCCCGGAAAACAUAAUACUGUACGGACAGAGCAUAGGAACAGUGCCCACGAUAGAUCUUGCCAGCAGAUACGAAGUGGGUGCAGUGAUAUUGCAUUCGCCACUAAUGUCUGGAAUGAGAGUAGCUUUUCCAAACACCAAAAGAACUUGGUUUUUUGAUGCCUUUCCCAGUAUUGACAAAGUGCCUAAAGUUACCUCACCGGUGCUGGUUAUACACGGAAUGGAGGACGAAGUGGUUGAUUAUUCGCACGGAGUGGCUAUAUACGAAAAAUGUCCUCGUGCGGUGGAACCCUUGUGGGUUGUGGGUGCGGGACACAACGACGUCGAGCUGUACCAUCAAUACUUGGACAGACUAAAACAGUUCGUCACGGUCGAACUAGUCAACUGA
Molecule: messenger RNA, 519 nt
Organism: Pediculus humanus corporis (human body louse)
Lineage: Eukaryota; Metazoa; Arthropoda; Insecta; Psocodea; Pediculidae
Exons: 4
Coding region: 1-519 (172 amino acids)
Biological process (GO): protein depalmitoylation
Cellular component (GO): plasma membrane; endosome membrane
Molecular function (GO): palmitoyl-(protein) hydrolase activity
Source: RefSeq, a predicted model, not a curated record